AUGGAUGCAACUGACAAAGACGCUCCUGUCGCCGUUGUCACUGGUGCAGCAUCUGGCAUCGGCCUUGCGGUGACAAAAUUCCUCGUGGCCAGAGGAUAUAGAGUGGUGAUGGCAGAUUGGAACGACGAGCUAGCGAAAAAGGAGUCCACGGCACUUGGGGAUCAAACGAGCGUCAUCAAAUGUGAUGUGGCUUCAUGGGAUAGUCAAGCAACAAUGUUCGCCACGGCCAUUAAGAUUUGGGGUCGAAUAGAUGUGGUACAUGCUAACGCAGGCAUCCCUGAUCAACUCCCGCUCUUCCAUGACAACAGUAUAGAGCCGCAGAAGCCUAAGACACUUGCGAUUGAGGUAGACCUUUACGGUGUGAUAUAUUCAACUAGCUUGGCGUUGUUCUACAUCAGGCAAAAUAAAGGACGCGGUGGAAAGAUCAUUAUCACUGCUUCACAAGCUGGAGUUUAUCCUCUUGCUACAGGACCUUUAUACGCGGCAGCAAAAAGCGGGUGUAUCAACAUGAUGCGCUCGAUUGCAAAAAGUUGUGCCAAAGAGCAAAUUUAUGUGAACUGUAUUUGCCCUGGUCUGACAGAUACUGGCCUCACACAUAAUGCAAUGGACCAGUUUCCCAAGAAUAUUGUCGCGCCGAUGGAAAAUCACAUUAGGACGAUAGAAACUUUCCUUGAUACCGAUAUAUAUGGAGCAGCCAUGGAAUCUGAUGCUGGUGGAUUGUUCAACCGGCAAAAACCAGACUACUGGUCACCAGAACAUCAGGCCUGGUUGGAAAGUGACGAAACUGCCGAUGCAUGGGAGAAAGGAGGUCCGUUGGGAUCAUCACAACUUGGAAGUGACCAUAGAUGA
This is a messenger RNA of Exophiala bonariae, 849 nucleotides long. RefSeq lists its product as uncharacterized. The transcript is spliced from 2 exons. Bases 1 to 849 code for a protein of 282 amino acids. Lineage: Eukaryota; Fungi; Ascomycota; Eurotiomycetes; Chaetothyriales; Herpotrichiellaceae. Gene Ontology annotation, cellular component: cytoplasm. Gene Ontology annotation, molecular function: oxidoreductase activity, acting on the CH-OH group of donors, NAD or NADP as acceptor. The record is from RefSeq and is a predicted model, not a curated record.